This is a messenger RNA of Staurois parvus, 570 nucleotides long. The record is from the annotation of a GenBank genome assembly. NCBI's taxonomy places the organism in Eukaryota, Metazoa, Chordata, Amphibia, Anura, Ranidae.
AUGGUCAUCAACAACCAAGAGGAACGCUCACGCUUGAAAUACCACGAGCUGAAGUCCAGGGUCUCCGAACACAUUCCGGUAUAUCAGCAAGAGGAGGAACAACCAGAUAUCUGGAAACUACUGAAGGGGAAUAAAGAUGACUUUUUCAUUUAUGACAGGUGUGGGUGCUUGGUGAAACACAUCGGGCUUCCCUAUGCAUUUUUGCAGUUCAGUUAUGUGGAGGAUGCAAUAAAGUCAGUGUAUUGUGAAAACACCUGUGGAGACUGCAAACACCAGAUUCCCGAUGUGUGCAAGAAAGAAGAGGAAGUACCAGCACAGGAUAAAGUUGAGGAAGAGCCAGUGGAGGCACUUAAACAUCGUCCCCAUCAUCAUCGCCACCAUCACAGACAUGGCCAUCGGCAGCGGGAGGAGGACACAUUGGCAGGCAGUGGUCCAAACACCAAUGUGCACAGGAAACAUGACCGCCAACAGGGAGAAGGAGAGGGAGACGUUGAAGAUGUCAGGGUAGAACACCUUACAGAGAACAGGGUAGCUGAGUCAGACACCUCAGUCAUAAGAAACAAACUCUGA